This is a messenger RNA of Notolabrus celidotus (New Zealand spotty), 2144 nucleotides long. It is a transcript of the gene gpr85, whose product is annotated as G protein-coupled receptor 85. Gene Ontology annotation, molecular function: G protein-coupled receptor activity. Bases 606 to 1739 code for a protein of 377 amino acids. NCBI's taxonomy places the organism in Eukaryota, Metazoa, Chordata, Actinopteri, Labriformes, Labridae. The record is from RefSeq and is a predicted model, not a curated record. The transcript is spliced from 2 exons. Gene Ontology annotation, cellular component: plasma membrane. Gene Ontology annotation, biological process: G protein-coupled receptor signaling pathway.
UGGAGGAUAUUCACCGUGGAGGAAAAAAGGGGGCAGGCAACAAACCAGGCUUUUUAUUACAGCAAAAACCCGACUUGUGCAAUGUAAAUAACCUAAAGGAGGGAUACAAAUUAGGAUUAUCAACAGGUAGGAUUUUGAUUGAUCUUGUGAUCGGCUGUGUGUCUGUCUCUCUCUCUUUCUCGAUCUCCUUUUUUGGCCUUGUCUUGUGUGGUGGCUGCGAUUCUGGGUAUUUUAUAGCGAGGACUUCGGAAUUAUUCGAGUCGAUUGGACGUGUACGGAUCUGCUACAAUGUUGUGCUUUACCCAGCACAUUCGGAUACAACAACAGUGGUGAUUUUACGCUCCUGUGUUUUUUUCUUUUUAUUUUCUACGGAAAUCUAACGGAUUCAGACGCGCGUAAAAUACUCGACAGACAAUCGGAGGACGCAUUUGAACGCGGAAUUUUUUUUCUUUAGGUGUGAUGAGACAAAGGAACAAAGGAUGCCUUAGAGGAGAGGUCGCCUGUACGCCUGGAAACCUCUUCAAAGCACACCGCCAAAUGGAUCUAACGCCUCCCCCUGCCACCUCUAGAUCAUGAUACUUGGCUGAAGCUAUUCCGCUAUCUAUAUGAUCCCUCCUCCAUCUAUGGCGAACUAUAGCCAUGCAGGGGACCACACCAUCUUGCAGAAUGUCUCUCCUCUCGCCACGUUCCUCAAACUGACCUCUUUGGGCUUUAUCAUCGGAGUCGGUGUGGUUGGGAACCUCCUGAUCUCCAUCCUGCUGGUCAAAGACAAGAGCUUGCACCGAGCGCCCUAUUAUUUCCUGCUGGAUUUGUGCGCUUCUGAUAUCCUGCGCUCCGCCAUCUGCUUCCCCUUCGUCUUCACCUCGGUCAAGAAUGGAUCUGCGUGGACGUACGGAACGCUGACCUGCAAAGUGAUCGCCUUCCUGGGUGUGCUCUCCUGUUUCCAUACAGCGUUUAUGCUAUUCUGUGUUAGCGUCACGCGCUACCUUGCCAUUGCACAUCACCGUUUUUACACCAAGAGGCUGACCUUCUGGACCUGUUUGGCUGUCAUCUGCAUGGUUUGGACGUUGUCAGUGGCAAUGGCGUUCCCGCCGGUGCUAGACGUAGGGACGUACUCAUUUAUCCGCGAGGAAGACCAGUGCACCUUCCAGCACCGUUCCUUCAGGGCGAACGAUUCGUUGGGAUUCAUGCUCCUGCUGGCGCUCAUCCUCCUCGCCACACAGCUGGUUUACCUCAAGCUCAUCUUCUUCGUCCACGACCGCCGAAAAAUGAAGCCCGUCCAGUUUGUGCCAGCCGUCAGCCAGAACUGGACCUUCCACGGGCCGGGCGCUAGUGGGCAGGCGGCAGCGAACUGGCUGGCCGGGUUUGGUCGAGGCCCGACUCCGCCUACUCUGCUGGGAAUCCGGCAGAACAGCAAUGCAGCGGGCCGCAGGCGUCUUUUGGUCUUGGAUGAGUUCAAAACAGAGAAGAGGAUUAGUAGGAUGUUCUACAUCAUGACGUUUUUCUUCCUGGCGCUCUGGGGGCCCUAUCUGGUGGCCUGCUACUGGCGGGUGUUUGCAAGGGGCCCUGUGGUCCCUGGGGGCUACCUGACGGCAGCUGUGUGGAUGAGCUUUGCCCAGGCUGGUGUCAAUCCUUUCAUCUGCAUCUUCUCCAACAGGGAGCUCCGGCGCUGCUUCAGCACCACGCUCCUCUACUGCAGAAAAUCCAGGUUACCACGGGAACCCUACUGCGUUAUAUGAAGGUUUUGCCAUGGGUUUUUUCUCAUCUGUGUCUCUAUUUCCCUGAUUGCUCUUGAUCUGGGCUCGUUCCUGUUGUACAGCGCACUCUCUUCUAUCUCUCUUCUCUUCAUCCUCCAGUUUCUCCCUCUGCUCCUCCUUCUCCUAACCCUUCUUUUCAGAGGUAGAAGGUGGACGGCAAAUCACAAGGUUCUGCCAGGGUGAUUUAACAUAAAACGUAUUAAACAUGGAGGCUGAAGGGAAAUGGGAAUACGCAGGAGGUCUGGAUCUCCUCCUGUGUUUAUGUUCUAGUAAACAAGACGUUGUGGAAGGCCAUGCCAAUGCAGAGAAGCAAAAAUUUGAAAAAAAAAAAUAGAAAAAGAACUGACAAAACAAUGAAAACAGAACCCCUUCAUUUGGAUAUUUUCA